Messenger RNA from Diachasma alloeum, 825 nucleotides. RefSeq lists its product as uncharacterized. Bases 1 to 825 code for a protein of 274 amino acids. The record is from RefSeq and is a predicted model, not a curated record. The transcript is spliced from 2 exons. NCBI's taxonomy places the organism in Eukaryota, Metazoa, Arthropoda, Insecta, Hymenoptera, Braconidae.
AUGUCGUGGUAUCUAUCAUACUACAAAUGCUACCGUGGAUGUAUCAAUGAAGCAAAAGUGGUUUAUAAUGAAAUUCGUGAGCAAGCUGUGAAUUCACACCGAACGACAAUAUCUGUCAUUACGUCGGUUGUCAACAAGGUGUCAGCGCCAGUUGUAAAUCGAUUGCCACAGGUUGAUUCUCUCGCACGCACGGUUCGUAAGAUUCGAGGUACUAAGAAUUCAGUCCCGAAGGAUCCUGAGAAGAACACUAAUUUCGCUAUUCCUCAAGAAUUCCCAACAACUACAAUGGAUGAUUUUUUUCCACUGUAUGAUUCUGAGACUGAAAAAAAUCGUUUAUUGAUGUUCAGUAACGACAAGAACUUGCAAGAGUUAGAAAAGAGUGAGAUCUGGGCUGGUGAUGGUAAGUUUUCUGUUGUGCCGCAGGCAUUCGCACAACUUUACACCAUCCAUGGAAAUUCUAGUGGCCAAUUUCUUCCCCUGGUUUACGUUUUGACUUCUGAUCGAACCGAGAAACCUUACAAGAAGGUGUUGAAGAAAUUGAAGGAAUUCAAUGCUAAUCUGAAGCCUGGAAUCAUGCUUGUUGACUACGAGCCUGGGUUUAUUGCUACUUUUCGUAAAGUUUUUCAAGAUUGUACCAUGCGAGGGUGCUAUUGUCAUUUUCGAAAAGCUGUUUACGCGAAAAUUCAGAAGUAUGGGCUUUUGUCUGAGUAUACUCGGGACGCCGAGUUUGCGAGGGAUUUGAGGAAAUUGAAUGCGUUAGCGAUUGUUCCCAAGGAUCGUGUUGUGUCUGCUUUCGUCGAAUUGCUCAAAACACCUUUUUUGUAA